AUGGGAGCUGAAGCAGGUUGUUUCGGAGGACACCAUUUUAUUACUAAAAUUUUCGAUCACUUGCAAAAAGCCUUCAAGGAUGAAGCAGUUGGGAUCAGAUAUGAAGUUUCCGGCGAUGGAAGUUUUAGCUUGACGCCGGAGCUGAGUUCCGGCGAGGCAAACGACAAUGAGCGGCCUAGUGAGGCUCCACAGGCGACCCCCUUAACGAUGUCCGCGUCAUUUAGGGAUAGAGGCAAGAGCUCGCCGCGACGGAGGGCGGCGGUCCGACCGAAUUUAGAUGCAGAUGAGUUCUUAAAUCUGCUUCACGGGUCGGAUCCUGUGAUGUUGGAGCUCAAUCGCCUCGAAAAUUUAUAA
Fraxinus pennsylvanica is the source of this 354-nucleotide messenger RNA. Lineage: Eukaryota; Viridiplantae; Streptophyta; Magnoliopsida; Lamiales; Oleaceae. The record is from the annotation of a GenBank genome assembly.